AUGGCGCGACCCGCCGCGAUCCCAGCCACACUCUUCAUCCUCGUCUCGCUCCUGGCCACCCACUCGCUCGCACAGCAGCAGGCCGCCUGCUCAAACUACGGCUCACUCCUCUCGAACGGCACAUGCGGCUGUCCACCCGGCUUCGACCCCGCCACCGCUUGCACCCUCGCAGCGUGCGACAACCCGCUCGAGUCCAACUUCGCUCGUCAACCCUUCUCCGCCGUCCUCGCGGGCAACGCCAGUACAGGCUGUGCGAGGCAGUGCACGAGCGGGUUCGCCGGGCCCAACUGCAACGUCUGCACGGGGAACCAGGCGUGCGCGAGUGCGCUCCAGGCCCUCAAUGGAGGAGGAGGGGGCGCUGGCUCGUCGUCGAACGGGAUGAGCUUGACGAACGGGCUCGGAGAACCGGUGUGCAGUACGGGACCGUGGACGUGGACUGAGGGAUUUGCGAGCUGCGACGUCGUAAACCCAACCCUCCAAUCCGUCUUCGCCGGCUCCACAACCCUCACAAUCCAAAAAACCGUCUCGCCCUCCCAAUCCCUCUCCUCGCCCUUCGGCACCAACGGCACCAUGACCGCCCAACUCUGGUACGCUUCCUUGAGCGGUAACACGACCGUUGUCGAACAGUUCUUUUGCACGGCGGACCAGUGCGCGCAGACGAAUUCGACGACGACGGGUAAUGCGGAGGGAGAGGUCGACUGGACUUGUCAGAACCUCCGUUGCACGUGUAUCCCCGGCACGACAUUCUGUGGCGCUCCUGGCUCGCAACUCGAUUUGACGAGCACCAUCGACGGCUUGUCGGGCGUAUUGGACAUCACCUGCGAUGCGGCGACGGGCACGCAGUGCGCGUUCAAGCAGGAUGUGUUGAAGACGCUUUUUGGUGCGAAUGGGUUGGCGCUGAGUGGGUGUAGGUGGGGUGAGUGCGUCUUGCCCGGUACGAUCAGUGCGCUGGCAGACGCGCUGGCGGGGAAAGGGACGAAUACUGGAGGAGGAGGGAGCGGGUUGAGUGGUGGAGUGAUUGCGGGAUUGGCGGUCCUCGGAGGCGUCAUCGGAGCGCUGCUGGUCCUCCUCGCGCUGGGCAAGGCGAGCCAGAGGCGUGCGAGGAAGCGCGCAAGGGAGGAGGACGAGAAGGCUUUACUCGUCGCCUCAAACGGAGCGGCGACCCUUCACUCGGGCGCAGCGGGAGGAGCCUCGUCCGGCUCCGCCUCCUCGUCGUCGCAACAAGACGCCGGCGAGAAACUCGAACUACCGCCUUCUCUUCCCCCAAUCGGCCUCGAAUGGUCCAACCUCUCCUACUCCCUCUCGCCCACCCCUCACUUCUCCUUUCUGCCCUUCAGCUCCUCCUCGACGCGACCGAGGGAAGGAAAACAGAUCCUCUCGUCCCUCUCGGCACGCGUCGAGCCAGGCUCGUUCGUCUCAAUCUUGGGACCCUCGGGAGCGGGGAAGAGUACGCUCGUUGAUCUACUCGCUGGGGUACGCAAGAGCGGGAAACGCGAAGGGAAGGUCGAGUUGGUAGGUGUUGGAGAAGGGGAGGACGAGGUUAGGAUUGGGUAUGUCGAUCAGGGGGAUGAGUUGCCUGAGACUAGUACGGUUAGGGAGGCGGUCAUGCUGGCGGCGGAACUCAAGUUGGGAGAGAUCCCGCAUGAGAAGAAGCGCGACCGCGUCUUCGAGGUCCUCACCCAACUCGGACUGCUCGACGUAGCCGAUAGUGUCAUCGGCAGUCCAGAGGGGAGCGGGACCCGCGGGAUUAGUGGUGGAGAAAGGAGGAGGGUCAGUAUCGCGCUCGAGUUGGUCGCGAGACCGGCGGUGUUGAUUGCGGAUGAACCGACGUCGGGACUCGACUCGACUUCCGCCCUUCGCAUCCUCACCGCCCUCAAAGCUCUCACCCUCCCAUCCCCUUCCACCUCCUCCUCGCGCCCAACCCGCCGCACGACAGUCAUCUGCACGAUCCACCAGCCUUCGUCCCAGCUCUAUCACCUCUUCGACGACGUCCUCCUCCUCGCGCAGGGCGGGACGCAGUUGUUCUUUGGAAAGGCGGCGGGCGCGAGGGAGUGGUGGGAGGAGAAGGGGGAGAGGUGUCCUGAGGGGUGGAAUCCGGCGGAUUUCCUCCUCGACCUUGCGACCUCGCCGCCUGCGGCUUUCAUUCCCCUUCGUCCUUCCCCAACGACCUGCAAAUCCGCCGCCUCCCUCCCCGCCUCUCCCCCUCACGCAACCCACGAGCUCCCCUACACCUCCUCUCCCACCUCGCGCCCGUUCUUCCCAACCCCUCGCUCGUUGUUGCGCAAUACGAACGCGCAUCAGAGGGCGAGUAGGAAGCCGACUACGACGGCUAUGACGCAGGUUGAGGUGCUUGCGAAGAGGGAGGCGAGGAACUUGGUUAGGGAUAGGGGACUUGUCCUCAUGCACAAUGUCGUACCGAUGAUCGUGGGGUUGUUUGUUGGCGGGAUGUUCUACAAAGUCAACCUCACCAUCGGAGGCUUCCAAUCCCGUGUCGGCGCCCUCUUCUUCCUCGGCUGCCUAAUCGCCUUCGCCUCCCUUUCGGCCCUCUCGAACUUCGCGCACGCCAAGCGCAUCUUUAUCCGCGAGCGCGCAAGGGGCUACUACAGCCCCGUUACGUGGCUCGCGAGCAAACUCGUGUUCGAUAUCGUGCCGCUGAGGCUGGUGCCGACUAUUGUGCUUGCGACGAUCGUUUACUGGAUGGUCGGACUCGCGCAUGACGCCGCGCACUUCUUCAAGUUCCUCCUCAUCCUCAUCUUGUUCGCCAUCUGCACGACGCUGUGGAACUUUGUCCUCGCCGCCGCGAUCGACGACACCGGAUCUGCCAUCCUCGUUUCCUCCGUCCUCAACCUCUUCCAAAUGGCCUUCGCCGGCUUCUUCAUCAACCUCCGCUCGAUCCCGCCCGUCCUCCGCUGGCUGCAGUGGCUCGCGCCGCUCAAGUACGCCCUCGAGGCUGUCACGAUCAACGAGGUUGGCGCCGGGUUGAUGAUCGUCGACGAGCUGGCGGGAGCAAAGGUGCAGAUCUCGGCGGAGAUUAUCAUGCAGACUCUCUUCGGGUUCAAGCAGAACGCCUACUACCGCGACGUCCUCGUCCUCUUCGCUUUUAUUGUCGGUUUUGCCCUGAUCCUCAUUGCGACCGUCCUCGUCCGCCUGCGCGAGUUGCGGUAG
Messenger RNA from Rhodotorula toruloides NP11, 3165 nucleotides. Its product is annotated as ATP-binding cassette, subfamily G (WHITE), member 2. Gene Ontology annotation, cellular component: membrane. Gene Ontology annotation, molecular function: ABC-type transporter activity; ATP binding; ATP hydrolysis activity. The transcript is spliced from 10 exons. Bases 1 to 3165 code for a protein of 1054 amino acids. The record is from RefSeq and is a predicted model, not a curated record. Lineage: Eukaryota; Fungi; Basidiomycota; Microbotryomycetes; Sporidiobolales; Sporidiobolaceae.